GAUACAUAGCAACCCACGACGUGAAUAUAAUCAGAUAAACUUUAAGCUAACAUAUUGCAGAAUAUUAGACUUAUAACUAAAAAUUCGACCUAUUUCACAGGACUGGCAUGACACCAACAGAACUCGCAGCUCACCCCGAAGUUCGCGAAGAAUUUCAGAUACAAUUUUGUCCAAACAAAGCUCAACAGAAUUGUGACGAUGCUAGAUCAAGUGCUUAUAGGACAGUGGAUGGGAGUUGUAAUAAUCUCGAUCACCCAGAGUGGGGAGCCGCCGUUACCCCCCAACCUCGAUAUCAGCCUGCGCAAUAUGAUGACGGAAUUACGUUGCCACGAAUGAUGGGUAAAAAUGGAAAGUCUCUUCCCAGCACUAGAUUGGUUAGUAACAAAUUAUUCCGAGCUGCGGGAGACCUGACGGAGGCUGACGAUACCCAGACCCUGAUGUUGAUGGUGUGGGGGCAGUUCAUUGAUCACGAUAUAACGGCUACCCCUGUCGCGCAAGGCGAUGGAGGGGUGCCGAUUACAUGUUGUGGUGAUGAAGUACAGGACAGAGAGGAUUGUUUUCCCAUUUCAAUCCCUGCUGACGAUCCUCGCUUCACGGAUAACUGUAUGGAAUUUGUGAGAUCCGCACCUGCUCCUGCAGAUGAUGGUUGCCAGCCAGGUCCGAGGGAGCAGAUUAACCAGCUCACAUCUUUCAUUGAUGGAGGAGUUGUGUACGGCGAUUCAGAGAGGUCGUGGCUCGAGCUCACAGAUAUUGGGACAGGAAGCAUGCUGGUCUCAGACGGGAAUAUGUUACCACCAGGUGGAGCCUGCCGAACUAGUCACGCGGACGACUACUGCCAACUCGCAGGUGAUCAUCGUGUGAACGUUGUGCCGUCAUUAGGAGGGAAUCACUUGAUGUUUUUACGUGAGCACAACCGAAUAGCAGAUGAACUGAGGAAAGUGAGGCCCGACUGGGAGGCUUCCAAGGUGUUCAAGGAGACCAGAAAAAUUAUAGGCGCUCUACUACAGCAAGUUACAUACAAGGAAUUUCUACCUACCUUUUUAAGAGAGGAAGACCUUGUAAAAUACAAUCUGAAAUUGAAGAACAGGGGUUUUAGCUCCAGUUAUAAUAACAGUUUGAAUCCUGGUGCCAAAAACGUCUUCAACGCCGCCGCCUUUAGAUUUGGACAUUCAAUGGUUCCUCCGACAUUGGCGUACGUUCUUCAGGAUUACAUGACUAAGCUCCAGUCUACUCCAAUCGAAUCCACCUUUCUUGAUCCGCAUAUGUUGAUCACUAAUGGUGGACAGCGGGUGUCGGAUUUGGCGCGAUAUAUUGUAUCUUCUAACGGGAUGAAAGUAGACAGUCAUUUUGAGGGAGCAAUUCGUGAUCGACUGUUCGUCAGCGAAAGCAGUCAUGGAUUUGACCUUACAGCACUAAACAUGCAGAGAGGUCGAGACCAUGGCGUUCCACCGUACAACUCCUGGCGGAAGUGGUGUAGACUUCCAGUGGCAACCUCCUUCAGUAGUCUGCGGGACAUUAGCGAAAACAACAAAGCCAUUUUAGCAGAUGUGUAUAGUGAUGUUGACGACAUUGAUGUUUUCGCGGGAGGAAUGGCGGAGACACCGUUGGACGGAGCUAGUGUUGGGCCCCUAUUUUCAUGCAUCAUAGGGAACCAGUUUAGAGAUAUAAAGGAUGGGGACCGGUACUGGUAUGAGAGCAGGGGAAGGGAGGGAUUCAGUGAAGAACAGUUGCAAGAAAUACGAAAAGUCAAGUUGUCUAAAAUUCUGUGUGAGAACCUUGGUGUGGAGACUGUACAACCAGAUGUGUUUCAUGUCCCGAACCCAAGUAACGAUUGGAUCAAGUGCGACCAGCUACCAGGAAUUAACUUUUCCGCGUGGAGAUCCAACACGAAACCUAGGGGCGGCCAGAGAAGAGGUUGAUAUGGAUGCCUGUGUGAUUUUGUACCGUGAACGGGGGGAAGUUCGA
Ostrea edulis (European flat oyster) is the source of this 1965-nucleotide messenger RNA. Its product is annotated as eosinophil peroxidase-like. Gene Ontology annotation, molecular function: peroxidase activity; heme binding. Gene Ontology annotation, biological process: response to oxidative stress. Bases 108 to 1919 code for a protein of 603 amino acids. The transcript is spliced from 12 exons. The record is from RefSeq and is a predicted model, not a curated record. NCBI's taxonomy places the organism in Eukaryota, Metazoa, Mollusca, Bivalvia, Ostreida, Ostreidae.